AUGAAAGUGGCAAUUCCAAGAGUUUUCAAGCAAGCCAGGCAUCGCUACUGCAUGUGGCACAUUAUGUGUAAAGUUGGGGAAAAGGUGGGUCCUACGUUGAACAAGAAUGAGGAGUUCAAGAACAAACUGAACUCAAUCGUUUGGAUGUCAUCUUUGGAACCUCCUGAUUUUGAGAAACAGUGGAGAGAGCUCAUUGAAAAGUACAACUUAGCCGAACACAAUUGGUUUACAACUAUGUUUGAGGCUAGAAACCAUUGGAUCCCAACCUAUUUUAGAGAUGACUUUAUGGGGGGUCUACUCAGGACAACGUCUCGUUCCGAAAGCGAGAACUACACGUACAGCCGUUUUACUGGCCCACAGUCUAGCAUAGUUGAAUUCAUGAUGAACUUUGACAGUGCUCUUAAAUCACAACGUAACACAAACGCAAAGCUCAACAGUGACAAUGAAGGCUACAAUCCAGAUAUGAAGACGCCUCUAGGGAUCGAAAAACACGCUUCAAUCGUCUACACCAUUACUGUUUUCUAUCAAGUUCAGGAAGAAAUAUGUGCCUCCUGUUUCAAAUGUAUAGUGUUGAGUGUUAGAGAAGAUAGUGGAAUGUUGCACUAUGAUAUUAUGGAUGGAAAGAACAAAAUAUUUACUGUGGUGCACAGUGUAAAUGACCAUGAGGCCAAAUGCAGUUGCAAGAUGUUUGAGAUGGUUGGACUGUUGUGUAGACACAUAUUUGUGGUCUUUAGAGACCUUGAAACGAUCCCUCUGAGGUAUGUGGUUAAUCGUUGGACUAAGGAUGCAUCUUUAAAGGCUACAUUUGAAAUAGAUGGUGUCAUUUAUGAUCAGAAUGGACCAAAAGAUGAAAAGAAGAUGGUGUUGAACAAACUGUGGGCAGAUGUACACUGUUGUAUUGAUCUAGCAGGUUCAAACAUGGAGCAAUUGGCUGCAUUUUCGCAAGUGAUUAAUGAAUAG
Molecule: messenger RNA, 960 nt
Organism: Ipomoea nil (Japanese morning glory)
Lineage: Eukaryota; Viridiplantae; Streptophyta; Magnoliopsida; Solanales; Convolvulaceae
Product: protein FAR1-RELATED SEQUENCE 5-like
Exons: 1
Coding region: 1-960 (319 amino acids)
Biological process (GO): regulation of DNA-templated transcription
Molecular function (GO): zinc ion binding
Source: RefSeq, a predicted model, not a curated record